UCGGUAAGAGUCCACAUCGACCCCUCCUCCUUCUUCUUCUUCUUCCUCUUCCUCCUCCUGAGCGCCAGUGCCUGCUCCAGCUGCGUUCAGGACUCGCGAGAUGAGGCUGGACGCGGCGCUGCAGAAGGGCAUGGUGGUGAUCGUGGCGGCGGUGGUCGUCGUCGGGGUCUGCACCUUCUCCCUGGAGAAGAUGCUCGCCACUUACGCCGUCGGGAUUGUGGGGAUCGCCGGGAUCCUCUUGCCGGACUGGGAGUUCUUCCAUCAGGACUUCCCGCAGUGGUUCGCGUUCAUGCGUGCUCGUAGAGCUACCGCCGUCGCCGCUGCCGCCGGUCGCUCUCCCGCAAGCUGGAGGUUUAGUUCUUAUUUCGAUUGUAUCGUCUGAGCUCCGCACUAAUCACCCUCAUCUAUGCCUUUGGUCUCUUCCGGUGGUGGAUGUUCGUCUCAAGCUAGACUGAGUUGUUUUCGGCUUGUCUGUCUCACUACUAAACUCACUUUUAGCUCAUAUCAUUUGUAUUUUUUUUUCUUUUUGCACUUUUCGUCGAUGCAUCUUUUAUGUUUACGAUAUUCUGUAACCACUUACUUAUCAAGGAGGCACAAUCAUCUCAAUUAUGUUCUCCCCUCUUAAAAGAAAAUUAUUCUAUUUUGAAUGAG
Molecule: messenger RNA, 651 nt
Organism: Musa acuminata subsp. malaccensis (wild Malaysian banana)
Lineage: Eukaryota; Viridiplantae; Streptophyta; Magnoliopsida; Zingiberales; Musaceae
Product: signal peptidase complex-like protein DTM1
Biological process (GO): anther wall tapetum development
Cellular component (GO): signal peptidase complex; endoplasmic reticulum membrane
Source: RefSeq, a predicted model, not a curated record